Paramisgurnus dabryanus is the source of this 908-nucleotide messenger RNA. RefSeq names its product tubulin polyglutamylase complex subunit 2 (gene tpgs2). NCBI's taxonomy places the organism in Eukaryota, Metazoa, Chordata, Actinopteri, Cypriniformes, Cobitidae. Gene Ontology annotation, biological process: protein polyglutamylation. The record is from RefSeq and is a predicted model, not a curated record.
AACCUCAGCAUCCGUCGGCGUGACUGCAUGCACAGUGCAUCAAAUGCAUGGUUUUGUGUGUCACGAUGGAGGAUGCAAGCGAUGACAGGACGUUUAAAGGAUUUGUGGAAAAACUCACCCUUGGUAUUACCCGGGUUUUAGAGAGCAUUCCGGGUGUGCAAGAUGUACGAUUUGCAGAGAAAGCACCAGCAGAGAAACGAUACCUUCUCUCCUGGGAGCAGAAAAACAACUGUAGUUUGCCUGAAGAUCUGAGAGAUUUCUAUCUCACAACCGAUGGGUUCACACUUACCUGGAACUCCAAGCUGGAAGAUAAAGUGGUCUCUGUGGGUUGCAUGGUAAUCAACAGUAUUGCUAAGCUACGUCCUCUGCUGCAGUCAAAUGUGUAUUCCCUCCCCAAUGCACCUACUUUAGCUGACCUUGACUUUGAUGAUGAUAUAGAAGAUCCACCUCAUUUUGAUUCUCGCAGUCGAAUUUUUGAGCUGGACCCAUGCAAUGGUAAUGGCAAAGCCUGCUUGGUUUACAAGGGCUGCACUCCAGGUGUAAUGGCCCAGCAGUGUGAGGUAUGGUUUUUGGACCGAUCACUUUUCUGGCAUUAUCUCACCCCCUCGUUCACUGCUUACUACCGGCUUAUGAUCACUCAUCUGGGGCUUCCUGAAUGGCAGUAUAAUUUCACACCAUAUGGCACUAGUCCACAAGCUAAGCAGUGGGCCGCCCUCUACCAACCGCUUACGUUCCACGUGGACGCCCAUCCAGAUGCAGCCAAUGAUUCUGUACUGAACAAACUGGACCCAGCCAAGGCGUUCAACGGCAAAACCAAACCGCCCACCCCCAAAAAGAAACAAGCACAGGUUUCAGCCACAACUAAAGGCCCGGCAGUCUCGGGAAGACACGGCGUGAAUAAACGAUGA